AAAAAAGAUCCACAAAAUACGUUCGUUACUCUCCCCAGACGUUAACUAUACUUGAAGCACAAAAUGGCUUUGAACGCGCAGUGUACAGACUCUCAAAAGGAGAUGCCUCCAGUUGUGAAACUUAAUGUAGGUGGUAGACAUUUUGAAACAAGACUUGAAACAUUAAGGAAAUAUCCGGAAUCAAUGCUAGGAGUUAUGUUUAGCGGCCGAUAUAAAUUAGAUUUGACCGAUGAUGGACGGUAUUUCAUAGACAGAAACGGUGAUUACUUUGAACAUAUUUUAGAAUUUCUGAGAGACAGCUCUUACCUACCACCUAAGGACUUUCUUUUCGCAGUUUUCCGCGAAGCUGACUAUUUUGCCCUUGAUGCACUAUGCGAUAAAAUGACGAUGACACCACCAAUAUAUCCAUUUUGCGGUGACAGACCUGACCCAGUUCCAAAUUACAUGGAAAUUAAAGAAAAUAUAAUGAAAGAAUCACGUGAUUUCGUGAAAGCUACAGCACGCGGACAAACAAUUGUAUAUUUACUUGCGCUUCAGGCCAUUGAAGACCACCAGCCGUAUCCUGAGUAUGUGUAUUCCAGUGAAAUAAAGCACCUGUUGAAAAUCGUUGUACCAAUUGAUAGUCCAUGGGAUUGUUUUUCACACCAAUCAAAUGCAAUUAAAAGUAUCGUAGAUGAACAGGACAUUGAGGGUAUCGAAGAUGUUCCACCUAUACUUACAUUUAAAGCUGAGAGCAAAGACCACGCUCUGUCUGUUUCCAAUUGCUUAUUCUUUGAUUUAAAGAAACACGGAUUAGACAUCAAAAUGGAAAAUGAAAACUGUACUUCACUAGGUUUUGUGGAUCAAUUUGAUUUUAAAACAAAAGAAUAUGGAGAAUUUGGAUGUAAUCCUUGUCAUCAUCACAGUAAAUUCACGUUCCUCUGGUAAAGGGAAUGUUGUUGAUGUAAUUGUGAUUAGUCCAUCAGAAAUAUUGUGUUUUGGCCGAAUGCACACGAUUUUACAUUAACCGAGUCGAUAUGUAGAUAUUAGCGAAAGCACAAUCAGUUUUAGAUAAAUAAAUGCUAUCAGCUACUUUGAAUAUAAACAUUUUCAGAACUAAGAUUGUUUUAAUAAAUGUAUAUUCCUG
This is a messenger RNA of Mytilus trossulus (common blue mussel), 1126 nucleotides long. RefSeq names its product BTB/POZ domain-containing protein KCTD14-like. Gene Ontology annotation, molecular function: protein binding. Gene Ontology annotation, biological process: protein homooligomerization. The transcript has 2 exons. Lineage: Eukaryota; Metazoa; Mollusca; Bivalvia; Mytilida; Mytilidae. Bases 64 to 927 code for a protein of 287 amino acids. The record is from RefSeq and is a predicted model, not a curated record.